Messenger RNA from Suillus clintonianus, 1073 nucleotides. RefSeq names its product PUA-like domain-containing protein. Gene Ontology annotation, biological process: negative regulation of gene expression via chromosomal CpG island methylation; protein ubiquitination. The record is from RefSeq and is a predicted model, not a curated record. The transcript is spliced from 11 exons. Gene Ontology annotation, molecular function: ubiquitin protein ligase activity. Bases 22 to 924 code for a protein of 300 amino acids. NCBI's taxonomy places the organism in Eukaryota, Fungi, Basidiomycota, Agaricomycetes, Boletales, Suillaceae.
GUCUCCGUUCAGCCAACCACUAUGUCCUAUGCAGAAGAGCGAGAUCAGAACAUUGCACGCAACAAAGCUCUUCUUGACGCCUUAGGAAUCAAACCCCUCAGACCCAAAUGCGAGCCGAAGGAGAACUUGAGGAAGAAAGUGGCAGCCAAGAAACGGAAAUCCCCCUUGCCCGAGAGCGACGAGCUCGAGGAGCCGCCCAAGAAAGUUCCUCGUAUAGCAGAUGAUAGUAAUGAGUCAGGGGGCACGCGACGAAGCUCUCGUCUUGCUGGCAGGACAGUUGACUACAAGCAGGAACAGGAUCGCGGGGUCCCGGAACCAAUCACAGUCAAACGGUCCCAAAAGCACAAAGCAGGCCAGGUGAAAUCAAAGAGGACAUAUGAUCCUCACAUGUACGGCCACAUACCCGAUGUGGAGGUGGGGACAUGGUGGGCAACAAGGGAAGACUGUUCAAACGCAUCUGUCCACGCCCCUUGGGUUUCGGGUAUUGCACCAGGUCCAGACGGCGCAUACUCAAUCGCACUUUCGGGAGGAUAUGAUGAUGAUGUAGACGAAGGAUACGCAUUUACAUUCACCGGUUCUGGCGGCAGGGAUUUGCGGGGAACAAAGACAGCACCUAAAAAUCUUCGAACGGCUCCCCAAAGCAGCGAUCAGAGCUUUGAGGAUAGAAACAACGCAGCCCUCCAGAGAUCUGUCGACACUCGGAAACCUGUCCGUGUGAUCCGGGGCUUUAAAGGGAAGGCCAGGUCAAAGUACGCGCCGUCAGAGGGGUAUCGCUAUGAUGGCCUAUAUCUCGUCAAAAAGGCGUGGAUUGAAAAAGGACUCAAUAAGGGGGGUUUCCUCGUAUGCAAAUUUGCGUUCGUGCGAAUGCCAGAACAAGAGGACAUUCCUGUGAACGACGGCGGUGAUGAUGAAACUGAUGAAUGAUUCGUGCAUGGAUAUACCCUCGGGCGACCAUCUAAUAAGAUCUCGACCAGUAUCAUACUCACUUCUGAUGUAGAUAAAGCAUAUAUUGUACUUACCACUUCCUGUCUUGUUAACUUGCGAAUGUUACGUCCUGCAUUACGAGCAUCCUC